AUGCCAUCCACUUCGAAAUUUAUCAUCCUGGCAUUCGUUGCGUUGAUUGGCGUCGUCUCCAGUCAAGAUCAAGCCAAGUGUGCCGUCAAUCAACUCUUCAACGGAGAAAUUUGCACGUGCGCUCCAGGAUACUUCUCUUCGGCCAACGAUGAGUCGAAGGCACGUUGUGAGGAUGAGUGCGAAGAGGUCUACUUUUCUCUUUUCACCACAGGAAAAUGCGUGGACAACAUCUUUGGCAAAGUGCCAAAGGAUCAACAACCGGCAUGUAAUUUGAGAUGUGGAAUCAGAAUCCGUCUUUGGGCUACCGUCGCCGCCUUCGCUGUCAUUGCUGCUGCUGUUGUCUCCCUUGUUUUGGCUCUUCCAAUGUGCAUCGCCUCGUGCUCCGCCUGUUUGAAUGCUAAGAAGGCCAACAAGAACGCCAAGCGAGUUGCUCUUGAAGCUCAAGCCGCUCCAUCAAAGGACCAACAAGUGGCUACAAUGGGAUACAAUCCAUACGCCUACUGGCCAUAUUACGGACGUGCUUAA
This is a messenger RNA of Caenorhabditis briggsae, 525 nucleotides long. Bases 1 to 525 code for a protein of 174 amino acids. Lineage: Eukaryota; Metazoa; Nematoda; Chromadorea; Rhabditida; Rhabditidae. The transcript has 5 exons. The record is from RefSeq and is a predicted model, not a curated record.